GGGGGACACCGGCGCUCAGCGCUGCACAGAGCGGCCACCAAUACAGGAAGAUGACGUUCGCCAACCGGAAAAGAAAAGAAAAGACUGACCGACUCCUCUUAAGGGCGCCAGCCACAAUAUGGCUGAACGGACGCUAUAGGCUGAAAAAGAUCAUGUGGGCGGUCGUUGCCUAGGUAACGGCGACAUUUCCGGAACGCUGAACAUAAAGUUUUCUACGAGGAGAGCUGUUGAGCUCUGGAAUCUGGAUAUGGGGAAAAUUAAGAAAAAAGAUGUGAAGAAGACAGAGAAGUUGUCAGUGGAAGCCACUGAGGAGACCGGCUCCAAAUUAUCAUCUGUGUCUGUGACCUCUACUGACGAGCCUGCUUCCCCAACCAUUACCACCACUCCUAAUACUGAACCUGUGAAGCAGGACGAGCCUCUGGCCACAGCUGCCGCUACAGAGUCCUUAGAGGAACCAGUACUAAAUCAGCUUAUCGUUGCCAAGUAUGAAGGGGAAUUGGUGAAUGGCUUAUAUGAAGGAGAGGGUGUUGCUUAUUACAAAGAUGGAAAUGUUUACAGAGGCAUGUUUUCUGAAGGUUUUAUGCAUGGUAAAGGAACAUACACUUGGACAGAUGGGCUGAUGUAUGAGGGAGAAUUUUCCAUGAACUGUCCAAUGGGUUAUGGUGUAUAUAUAUGGCCAAAUGGCAGUCGCUAUGAAGGACAGGUGUACAAGGGACUCAGACAUGGAACUGGCAUCUACGUGGCUAGUGAUCAGAAUGUUUCAUAUGUAGGCGAAUGGCACAAGGGCAUAAGACAUGGGAAGGGUACCAUUUUCUACAAUGCUGAAGGAACAUCGUGGUAUGAGGGGGAGUGGAAACAUAAGACGAAGGAGGGAUGGGGAGUGCAGUGUUUUAUGUCUGGCAACAUCUAUGAAGGCGAAUGGAAAAAUAAUAAAUUCCAUGGAAUGGGGAGGAUGAAGUGGCUGUCAUCCAAUGAAGAAUACAAGGGUCAAUGGGAGAAUGGCAUACAGAAUGGUCUUGGGACUCACACUUGGUUCCUAAAGAGAGUGCCUGGCUCACAAUACUCCUUAAGAAAUGAAUAUGUUGGGAACUUUGUAGAUGGCGUACGUCAUGGACAAGGCCGGUACUACUAUGCUAAUGGAGCAAUGUACGAUGGAGAGUGGAAAACCAAUAAAAAACAUGGCAUGGGCAAGUUCAUUUUUAAGAAUGGAAAGAUCUAUGUUGGUGAAUUUGUGGAAGAUCAGAUAUCAGAAUAUCCAAAUUUUAAAUACGACAGAGUGAAUACCCCAGAUCUGAGUGGAAUUCGGACCCAGAGUCCAGCUUGUGGAGAAAACCUUGAUGCCUCCACAUUUAAUUCAGGUAUUUCAAGUUUAUCGGGGUCUUAUAUCGAGCUUGAUUUAACUUCACUGCUGAACCUGUUUCCAGAGAAUGAACGACUGGAAGAACUUAAACAGGUAGAAUAUGGUGUCCUGAGGAACCUCACAAUGCUACGGAGGAUGUACAAGUUCUACAGCAGCCUGGGGAAUGAGAAUUGCUUUGAUAAUGCCUUCCUGAUGACAAAGCUACAAUUCUGGAGAUUUCUAAAAGACUGCAAGUUCCAUCACUACAAACUCACACUUUCUGAAAUGGAUCGCUUCCUGACUGCAGGUACUGCCGACCCAGAGGAGGUACACUCUCCAUUUGCUACAAUGUUGAUUCGAACUUUUUUGACACAUAUCAUCUAUUUGGCUUAUCAUAUCACUCACACACAGAAUCUAGAGAAGAAGUUUUCCAUUGUUGACUGCUUUUCCAACAUCAUGGCACAGAAUAUAUCCCCCCAUGCAAGUCACAUCAAAGGGUUUUUACUCCUUGAUGAACACAAGACUGAGCAUGCAAUGUCCUACAUUGAUAAAUCCUGGGAUAUCUACAAAAUCUACUGCCGGAAAAAUUCUUCCCCUCCUUAUGAGCCUACCAUGACGAUGAGGCAUUUUAUCUGGAUGAUGAAAGAUUUAAAAAUCAUAAAUAACAAGCUCAGUGUCACGAAGAUUGUGGACAUUUUAGCGGAUGAUGACCCAUGUGUACGGGAUGGCAAUGAAAUCAAUCUAGAGCUGGAGCUCACGUUUCUGGAGUUCUUUGAAGCACUCUUUGGCUGUGCCACUGUAUAUGUCACAGAUGAUCUAUUAAAGGAGACAGCCAAUGGGCUUCAAGGAGAGCAGACUGAAAGGCCAGCCAUGGAUUCCUCAGCAGACCCUGCUGAACAUUGCACAACUCCUUCCCAAUCGCACAAGUCUGAAUAUGAGACAGAAGAACAGCUUUUAAUAAGUAACCUGAAGGCAAAUGGAAAAUGCAGCCCACCUGUCUCAUUACAUACCCCAAAGAAAGUACAGAAGGAAGUUACAACAGCAGAUAAAUGGUUCAAUCAGAUCAAUGUAUUUUUUGAAAAAAUAUUUUUCCCGGCCUAUGAGAAAGUAGAACAGUUAAAGGCUGAAAUACCACAAAACAGAAUGCGACAGGCUGAGCUGACCCGGUUACAGCAGAUCAGGGAGGAGGAGGAAGCAAGACUAAAAGCACUGAAAGCAGAAGAGGAAGCCAAAAAGAUUGCACAAAUGGAGUUAGAAAAGGUCAGAAUAGAGGCUGUGCCCAUAUCUGUAGACCAAGCGGAUGACACCAAAAGUGAGCAGCAACCCAUCACACCCAAACAUGAGCCUUCCAUGCCCCCAUCAACGGCAAGCACGAAAACGCCGCCAGCAACUGGCAAGAAGAAGAAAAGAUAAUAUACAAAUAAUAGAAUUGCAGUCUUUUUCUGGAAAUAAAUAUCAAGUACGAUGUAGUUCCACAAAUCUAGUCUAGCAUUGUGAUUUAGGCCCAAAUGUCUUAAACUUCAACAAAAAAUAAACUUGAGACGGAUAAAGAGAGAUAAAUGACCAGCCAACCAGCUCCUAACUGUCAUUUUUCAAACAUACUGUGUGACAUGACAGUUAGGAGCUGAUUGCCUGGUCAUUUAUUACUUUUUAUCCGUCUGCAAUUUAUCUAUUGUUAAGGCUUAAUACAUUUGGGCCAUAGGCCCUAGCCCUGUAGAAAUACAUCUCAUGUAUAGCCGACACUCCAUGAGAUAAAGCUGUUCUUCCUCCACAA
This is a messenger RNA of Pseudophryne corroboree (corroboree frog), 3113 nucleotides long. RefSeq names its product radial spoke head 10 homolog B (gene RSPH10B). The coding region runs from base 248 to 2752 and encodes 834 amino acids. The transcript has 19 exons. NCBI's taxonomy places the organism in Eukaryota, Metazoa, Chordata, Amphibia, Anura, Myobatrachidae. The record is from RefSeq and is a predicted model, not a curated record.